Messenger RNA from Cladocopium goreaui, 1254 nucleotides. Lineage: Eukaryota; Dinophyceae; Suessiales; Symbiodiniaceae. The record is from the annotation of a GenBank genome assembly.
AUCAACUUCGCUUUUCUCCCAGCAUUGCGCCAUGGGAGAUGAAACAACUGGAGAAAGGAAGGAUGCAAAGCCAGCAGAUGCAAUGUCUGAGGCAGCUGCUUCCGCACUGCGGACCUUCCGAGCUGCAGUGGCAGAGGUACAACGACUCAGUUCUGCUGCGGAGCAAGAGGAAGGAUCUGCAAUCGAUGAGGAGGCCAUGAAAUCUGCAAAAGCCAGACUUGAAAAUGCGAUGAAGGCAGCGACGCUUGCUGGAGUCUCGGAGUCCACACUUCUUGAGGCCAGUGCUCCAGAGGAAGCGCCGGAGCAGCCGAAAGUUGCAGAGGGUGACCUGAAGAACGGGUCCAAAGUUGAGAUCCAUGGCUUGGAAUCUGAAGCUGGGAAGCAACUGAACGGGCAGGUCGGAACCAUCACAAGUUUUCUUGAGGAGAAAGGCCGCUACCAAAUCAGUCUUGCAGACAAAGUUGUCAGCAUCAGACCAGAGAAUCUUCAGCUGCUGCCGGCUGCAUCCGGUGGUCAGAAAGCGCCAAACCAAACAGGUGCUGAAUCAACAUUUCAAGUUGGCGAUCGAGUUGAGGUGAAUGGCCUUGAGUCCGAAGCCGGCAGGAAACUCAACGAACGCGUCGGCGUGACGAAGGAGUUUCUCGCAGACAAGGGUCGCUGGACGAUUGAAAUGGAAGACACCAAGGAGGUGGUAUCUGUCAGGCCGAGUAACAUGAGUUUCGUCGAAAAGGCUUCAGAGGGCUCCUCCAGCUCGAGUUCAUCUGGUUCCGAGAAGGAACAAAAACCCAAAAAGAGAAAGAGAUCGUCAGCGAAUCCUGAAGAGGCCCUAGAAGCCAUGCUGAAGGGCGAGAGGGUUCGAUCUGACAAGAAGAAAAAAUCUGCCAGAGAUGCAGGUGCUGCGGCUGCAUGGGCGGCCCAGGCUCACGAGGCGGACAACGGGGCUCUGAAGCCCGGGGAUGUCGUAGAGGUGCAUGGCCUCCAGUCAGCGGGCGGCAAGGCGCUAAAUGGCAAGAGUGGUUUGAUAACAAAGUGGGACGAGGUCAAGGGCCGAUUUCAAGUGGAGCUGGGCAUGGCAAAUCUGCAAAGUCUCAAGCCAGAGAAUCUGAAGCGAACCGUGGCCAGCGGUCAAGCUCAGAGGCCUCACAAUGACGAUGGAUGCGGCGAAUUUGGAGAUUACUCUGGGAGCACCGCGGGCUACACAUUGCUAUAAGAGCUCCAAAAAUCUGCUUUGGCCAAGCGCUGGCACCAAGAUCC